Molecule: messenger RNA, 540 nt
Organism: Camponotus floridanus (Florida carpenter ant)
Lineage: Eukaryota; Metazoa; Arthropoda; Insecta; Hymenoptera; Formicidae
Exons: 4
Coding region: 8-514 (168 amino acids)
Source: RefSeq, a predicted model, not a curated record
UUGACAAAUGUUAAAUACCACACGUGUAAAAAACCUCGAUGAAAAAUAUAUCGCAACAAUUAAUAAAAUACGUGAUAUCGCUCGAAAAUUAGAAAUGAGUUUAAAAUAUUCGCGGAAUUUAGAAGCUGUCCGUUUCCUACGGUAUUCUACUUUAAAAUCUCGCGAUAGAAUUUUAACGGAUAAUUUAAGAAAAGCUAAAAUACAAAAUGAGCAAAUGUUAAAUUUAUUUCGACAAAGUGUUACGGAUAUUCAACUUGAUUCUGUUGAUAUAUUGCCGGAAGCUUUAAAGAGACAAGUACAGAGAACAUGGCACCAAAAAUAUGACGCUUUGUUAUCGCAAAACGAAUGUUUGAAGGAGCAAAUUAACACUAUGAAUUACAAAAUGAAAAAAAAGCAGAAACAGAUCAAUACUUUGCAGCAGAAAUUGCUCAACCUGGCAGGAAAAAUCGUUAAUUCUGAUGAAAAUAAUGAAAAAAUCUGCAGCAAAUGCUGGAUCUUAACAAAUGAACCCUAAGUUAAAAUGUGAAUUAGUUAGUGUGA